UGCUUCGCACAGUUGACUUUGACUCUUGGGACGGUCGGGUUUGUGGUUGGGUUUCAGAAGCAACCUGUGACAUAUUGCACACGCUUUGGACAGGAUGUAGCUCGGUAGACAGUGCAUCAAAAAAGAAAAAAGAAAAAAAAGAGCCUCGUCGCGGUGCAGCCAGAAACUUCAAAAUAACAGUUAGAGUAGCAAGUUGGGGUCUGGAGGAAGGUGUUUAGCCAUGCCCUGUUUUGUGAUGGCAAUGAACAUGUUGUUAAUAUGACAAAAUUUUGGUUUAUGGUCGUUUUUGUUAUGCGCAAAAACUGGAUUCUCCUUUUCUACGAACUUCAGCACCGAUCAUAGUGGAAAAAGACAAGAGUUGGAAUACGAAAUAAUGGCGACACAAAAUGACUGCUGUGUCAAGGUUUGCUUAAGGGUCCGCCCACAGAUGGCGAAGGAGAAGAUCGAGGGGUGUCACAUCUGCACCCUGGUGCCCCCCGGAGAGCCCCAGGUGCUGCUGGGAAAGGACAAGGCCUUCACCUACGACUUUGUGUUCGACACAGAUGCGCAGCAACAUCAGAUCUACUCCGCUUGUGUUCACAAGCUGAUUGAGGGCUGCUUCGAAGGAUACAACGCCACUGUGUUUGCCUACGGCCAGACCGGCUCAGGGAAAACCUACACCAUGGGCACGGGAUUUGAUGUGAGCGUGCUGGAGGAGGAGGAGGGCAUCGUUCCGCGGGCGGUGCGCCAGCUGUUCCAGGGCAUAGAGAGACGGCGGGCGGAGGCGCGGGAGCAGCCCCCUGAAUUUAAAGUCAGCGCUCAGUUUCUGGAGCUGUACAACGAGGAGAUCCUGGACCUGUUUGACGACUCUCGGGACCCAGACGCUCGCGAGAGGAAGUCCGGCAUCCGAAUCCACGAGGACUCCAGCGGAAGCAUCUACACCACGGGCGUGACCUCUCGCCUGGUCAGCUCCGAGGGGGAGUUACUGCAGUGUCUGAAGCGGGGGGCCCUCUCUCGCACCACCGCCAGCACCCAGAUGAACGCCCAGAGCUCGCGCUCUCACGCCAUCUUCACCAUACACAUCGGCCAGAUGAGGGUCAGCCACCAGGGGGAGCCGAUGAACGAGGAAUCGAUGUCACAGCCAGAGUACGAGACGCUGACAGCGAAGUUUCAUUUUGUGGACCUGGCGGGGUCGGAGCGGCUGAAACGCACCGGAGCGACAGGAGAGCGUGCUCGCGAGGGGAUAUCCAUCAACUGUGGCCUGCUCGCUCUGGGAAAUGUUAUCAGUGCCCUGGGAGACCAGAGUAAGAAAAGCAGCCAUGUGCCCUACAGAGACUCCAAACUGACCCGCCUACUGCAGGACUCACUGGGGGGAAACAGCCGCACGCUGAUGAUCGCCUGCGUCAGCCCCUCGGAUCGGGACUUCAUGGAGACGCUGAACACGCUGAAGUACGCCAACCGCGCGCGCAACAUCAAGAACAAGGUGGUGGUGAACCAGGACAAGACCAGCCAGCAGAUCAGCGCCCUGCGCGCCGAGAUCGCCCAGCUGCAGCUGGAGCUCACCGAGUACAGAGCGGGGAAGCGUGUGACGGGAGAGGAUGGGUCCGGCGGCUUCAGCGAUCUGUACCAGGAGAACUCGCUGCUGCAGCGCGAGAACGACGCGCUCCGUAUGCGCGUGAAGGCCCUGCAGCAGACCAUCGACGCCCUCAACAGCCGCGUCGCCCAGAUUCUCUCCAACCAGGCCAGCGCAAUGCUGAUCCAAUCUGGUGAUGGAAAUGAAGAAAUGGUGACUCUCGUCCAAAACUAUAUCAUAGAGAUCGAAGAGAUGAGGUCCAAGCUGCUGGAGAGUGAGGCGAUGAACGAGUCUCUGCGUCGCAGUGUGUCCCGUCUCUCCGCCCGCCCCCUGCACCCCUCCUCUCCGGUCUCCGUCGUCGGCAUGGAAACUGAGACCGCGGACGUGGUACAGUGGGCCAAGCAGGACCUGGAGAGGAUGAGGAAGAAGGAGAGAAAGCAGAGGAGGAAGAGCCCAGAGAAGGACAAGGGUCUGAAGAAGAGGCCGAAGCUGCAGAAUGGAGGCGGCGUGUCGGACCACGAUGACGCUGAAGAAGAGGAGGAGGAGGAGGAAGAGGAGGAGGGCCAUGAAGACCAGGAGGAGAGUGGCCUGGAUGGGAAUGAGGAAGAGGAAGACCAAGGGGAGGGAGGCUCUCACAGCGAAGAGGACUUGGAGGAGUCGGCGUCUGAUUCUGAGGAGAAAGAGAACUUCCGGGCGGAUCUGGCGGACCUGACCUGCGAGAUCGAGGUCAAGCAGAAGCUGAUCGACGAGCUGGAAAGCUGCCAGCGGCGGCUGACCAUGCUGAAGCUGCAGUACGAGGAGAAGCUGAUCCUGCUCCAGAACAAGAUCCGCGACACGCAGCUGGAGAGGGACCGCGUGCUGAACAGCCUCAUGUCCAUGGAGAACUACACCGAGGAGAAGGCCAGUAAGAUCAAGGCGGAGUAUGAGAAGCGGCUGGGGGAGAUGAACAGGGACCUGCUGAAGCUGCAGUCCGCUCAGAAAGAACAUGGCCGCCUGCUGCAGAACCAGAGUCGCUACGAACGGCAGCUGAAGAAGCUACAGGCCGAGGUGUCCGAGAUGAAGAAGGCCAAGGUGGCACUGAUGAAGCAGAUGAAGGAGGAGCAGCAGAGGAGGCGUAUGAUUGAAGCCAAGAGGAACCGCGAGAUCGCUCAGCUCAAGAAAGAACAGCGCCGACAAGAGUUCCAGAUCCGGGCUCUGGAGUCUCAGAAGCGGCAGCAGGAGCUGGUGCUGCGGAGGAAGACCCAGGAGGUGACGGCCCUGCGCAGGCAGGCCAAGCCCAUGUCCGACCGCGUUGCCGGCCGCGUGGGGCGGCGGCCUCAGCCCCUGGACUCGGGGGCGGAGCUGUCGGCCAGCACCACCUCCUCCGAGCCCGAGUCGGCCCGACCCGUCUCCGGCGUCGUGCAGCAGUGGAACAGCAAGCCCGGCGACUUCUCCGGCAGGAGCCCGAAUGGCGUCAGCGGCUCUCGGGUCGGCUGGAAGAAGUUCCCGAGGAAUGGGGUGGGGGGCAGCUUCUCCAGGACGGCCAGGCGGAAGUGGCAGGCGCUGGAACGGCGGAUCGCGGAGAUCGUCUUUCAGAGGACCACCAUCGCCAAUGUGGAGGCCGACAUGGAGCGGCUCAUCAAGAAACGCGAGGAGCUUUCGGCCCAGAUGGUGGCGCUGUUGUGCAAACGGGAGAGCCUGAUGGGCCGAGCGGUGGAGGAGGGACAGCGCCCUCUGCUGGCGCUGGACGAGGAGAUGGAGGCGCUCCGCGCCAACGUGGACUACGUUAACGACAGCCUGUCCGAGUGCCAGGGGACCAUCGUGCAGAUCGAGGAGACCAAGGAGGAGCUUGACUCAGUGGACACCUCAGUGAUUAUCAGCUCCUGCUCACUGUCUGAGGCUCGUCACCUCCUGGACCACUUCCUCAAGGCCUCAAUUGAAAAGGGACUGCAGGUGGCUCAGAAGGAGGCUCAGAUCAGGCUGCUGGAAGGCCAGCUCAGGCAGUCGGACGUGAUUGGCCUAACACAUAACCAUGUGAUCCUGGACUCGCUGCAGGAGAAGGCAGCAUGUAUCCCAGAGCUGCAGACUCUCACCAUCAAUAUGCAACCAGAGAAUGGCUAUGCCAGCACGGAUGAGGAGGUGUCUGAAUUCAGCCAGGUCAUAGAGGACAGUCUCUCUCAGUCCUUCCAAAUGAAGGUCUGCAGCCAGGAGGAUCUGAAGUUAAAGGUGGAGCCCCAGCUGUCUGCGCAGAUCCGGGCCGUGUCGGCAGAGUCUCUGGGCCCCGGGAUCCGAGCCUCCACCCGGCACAUCACCAAGUCGCUGGCCUCUCUGACGGAGGCGCAGGAGAACGGGCGGUGCCACGCCCUGAGGGAGCCCUGCCGCAGGGAGUCGAUCUCCCGCACCAUCAGCCUGCCUGUCCACGGGAACACCUUUCCCAGGCAGUCCCGGGCUGCAGGCUCCUCCCCUAUGAUUCGCAGGAAGUCACAUGAUCAAGGAUUCCCUCCCAGAUCGCCUGAGAUGAGCCUGACCCCUCCGACCUCCCCCCCCCUCCGACCGCGUUCCGACCGCAAUGUUUUCUCCCGGCUGACCAGCAACCAGAGCCAGGGUUCCGCGCUGGACAAGGGGGUGAUCAGCUCAUUUGGGGGAGUGAAAGGAGCCAGGACAGCCCCCCUGCAGUGUGUUUCAGUGGCUGCAGGACACUCCAAACCUGUACUGUGCUUGGAUGCCACAGAUGAGCUGCUGUUCACUGGAUCCAAAGAUCGUACCUGUAAGAUGUGGAACCUAGUGACGGGGCAGGAGGUUGUCACGCUGAAGGGCCACCCCAACAACGUGGUGUCUGUGAAGUACUGCAGCACUUCCUGUCUGGUCUUCACCGUCUCCUCCUCCUUCAUCAAAGUUUGGGACAUCCGCGACACCGCCAAGUGUGUGCGCACCCUCACUUCCUCCGGUCAGGUGAUAUCUGGCGAUGCCUGCGCCGGCACGGCCUCCCGCAGCGUCACCGCCACGCAGGGCGAGCUCCAGAUCAACCAGAUCGCCCUCAAUCCAGCCGGCUCUGCCAUGUACGCUGCGGCAGGAAACACUGUGAGGACCUGGGACCUCUGCAGGAUGCAGGCCAUCGGGAAGCUUACUGGGCACAUUGGACCGGUGAUGUGCCUGACAGUGGGGCGCUCCACGGACAGAAGAGACCAGGUUAUCACUGGGUCUAAGGACCACUACAUCAAGGUCUUUGAUGCGGCAGAAGGCAUGCUGGGAAAUGUAGUCCCCGCUCAUAACUUUGAGCCUCCGCACUACGACGGAAUCGAGUGCCUGGCUAUCCAGGGGGAUGUGCUCUUCAGUGGCUCCCGGGACAAUGGGAUUAAGAAAUGGGAUCUGGAGCAACAGGAACUUAUCCAGCAAAUCCCCAACGCGCACAAGGACUGGGUGUGUGCCCUGGCCCACGUGCCGAACCGUCCCAUGCUGCUCAGCGGCUGCCGGGGGGGCACGCUGAAGGUCUGGAACGUGGACAACUUCACCCCUAUUGGAGAGGUCAAAGGUCACGACAGCCCAAUCAAUGCCAUCUGCACCAACUCCAGACAGAUCUUCACUGCCUCAAGUGACAUGUCUGUGAAGAUCUGGCUAGCCAAAGUGGGGAGGAAAAGGUGAUGCUCUGGCUGAACAGCAUCGUCCCAGCGACCCCCAGGGGGCGCUCUUCGCUACAGGAGAGCCUUUGGAACUGUCUCCAGAUGAGAGAUGGCCUGAUUUAAUUCCCAUGGGGAGCAGGGAGGCCUGCAUGUGCUGGGGAGAGCCUGCACGGAUUCGAUGGGCUUUCCAGAUACUCUCCAGUCCUAACGGGAGGAGGUUCUUCUUGGAAACGAGAGCUUGCAGCAUAGGACUGUUAUAUCACACGAUAUAAAACUGCUAUAUUAAAGUACACAGCAUCCCUUUCCACUGUACUGCACUUAGCCAAGCCCCUUCAGGAAUACUCCUAAGAUUAACAAUCUUUCUACAUCAAUGGCAGAGAGACAGAAUUUACAAUGUUAACAGUACUGAGACUAGUAUCUUGUCCAACUGUAUAAUCUUUCACUGAAACCUUUUCUCCAGCCAUUUGUUUUUCUAUGAACAGUUGUUUUUUUAUCGCUGCCUAUGCUAUGACUCACCAAGGUUGUGGCAACCUGUGGCAAGCAAUUGUCUCCAAAGACAAUGCGAGUGAGAGAGUGUAGAUGUAGGAUGUCUUUGCUCCCCGUUGCCUUCAAACGAUUUUAAAGCAUCUCUCGGUGUGACUCUGCUCAGACCUGAAAAUCCACCCACUCGUUCUGUGUUUGUGCUUGUGGCAGUGUCACAGGUGGUGUUUUUCCUCCUUUAAGACAUCUCUGGACUAGACGGCGCAAUUGAUCCCAACUCCCUCACCUUUUAACCGCCUUUGGGGAUUUGAGGGUCAUUUGUAGGUUCCACAGGUUGGGAUUAACUUCAGGGAACAAGCGGUGUGGCAACCAGUAACUGCUAUAACUAUCUAUUCACUAUCUAAGUGCUAUUAACGGUCUCUCUGCCGAUAUAUAAAUUAUAACUGUGAGAGCAGGCAGGGUUUCUCCGAUGUGGUGUGUGAUACCUGCUGUCCAGGUGUACUCCUGGCAUGCCAAUGCUGGAAUGCACAUAAUGCACUUUAAAUGCUCUUCGUGUCACACGCAGACCUGCUGUAGAGCUCACGCUCCUCGUGUAAUUACCCGCCUCUCUCUGGGAGGACUGACUGUGGACUCUUUCCGUAAGUCCGCAGUCAGCAUCCAAAUCCACCCUCUUCCUGCCAGUUUUAUGUUCGCUACCUCAGCUGAGAACAGGUCGUUGAAACUAACGCUCUUUGGGAUGGGAUGGGGGUGUCAGUCAUCAUGCUCCAGCGGGGGCAGAGAUCAGAGCCAGUUUUCUGUGUUAGUGACUCCAUUACCCCUCCCCCACAUCCCUAGUAUGCUUAGUGACAGGACUCCCCAACCCCCACAUCCCCAGUUUGCUUAGUGACAGGACUCCCUCCCCCCACAUCCCCAGUUUGCUUAGUGACAGGACUCCCUCUCCCCCCACAUCCCCAGUUUGCUUAGUGACAGGACUCCCUCUCCCCCCACAUCCCCAGUU
Molecule: messenger RNA, 6628 nt
Organism: Anguilla anguilla (European eel)
Lineage: Eukaryota; Metazoa; Chordata; Actinopteri; Anguilliformes; Anguillidae
Product: kinesin-like protein KIF21B
Exons: 33
Coding region: 374-5173 (1599 amino acids)
Biological process (GO): microtubule-based movement; mitotic spindle organization
Molecular function (GO): ATP binding; microtubule motor activity; microtubule binding
Source: RefSeq, a predicted model, not a curated record